CAUCAAUUACAACUUGACAAUUGCAACAAAAUAACAAACACGCGGAGCUAGCGCACUAUCUACUGUCAUCCGGUUGAUAACAUGACAAUUUCAGGGCUGCUUAUGCUGUGAUAUGUGCACAGUUUGAUAAUGCGAUUGAGAGACAGAGGAACAACAACGUCAAGAAACGAAGACAGCAGCCAAAAGAUGACGAAACACAACAAAAAAGAUCAAAGCCAGUGGGUUUUUGUUGCACCGAAAAAUGUGGUGAGUGAUAGUAACAGCGAGGAACAGGAUGUUGCAUUUGUCAAACUGAAACAUCCCAAAACAGAAAAGUCUGCCAUGUUUAUGUUCAGCAGUGACGGAAGCACAGUACUCGAGCUUCUGUCUUUCAAAGAAAAGCACAGAUCCUGGUUCAUUGAUGAGUCCGUACAAGAGGAUGGCUCCCUCAUGAUGGCUACUCCAAUAGAUCCUCUCUUCCUGAUCUUGCCAUACCUCGUGAAAGCAGAAAAGAGUGGGAAGUACAUAACACUGGACCAGAUUCUGGACGAUGCAGAUUAUCCACAAUGCCACCGGCUGGCCAGGUGUUCCGGAGCCUCUCACCUGCACUGCAUAUCCAGCGUCAGGGGAGCGUCAGAUGUACAAGCAUAUCGCUACGACUCCGAUAAGGCUCUAGACUGGCUGAAAGCCAAGGUAGAGAGGUUAGCUGAGAAACUGGAAGAGAAGAAUGUCCAUGUCAUAUCAGGGGCGCACUCCGCUACGUUUGUUAGGAGCAGUAAAGGCAACGAUGCUACGAAAGAGGACUAUCUGAGGUAUGCAGCCGGCAUGCUUUCCGACUACAUCACAUCUGACCACAGCAAACAGCUUUUCAGUCAUUUAGGAAUCAAAGCAGUUGCAGAAAAGAAAGCCGCUGAGACCGACACGGCUUCAGAACCUCCCUCCAAGAAAGCAAGGUUGUCCACUGCAAAUGGCGAACCUGAAGAAGACUACAGCAAGAACUUUAACGGAAAUUCAACAGAAAAACCAAAGCCCAAGUUGACGGCAGCACAAAGGGCGCUCAGCAAAGUCGACAAGACGGGAAUGAAGAGCAUCGCCAGCUUCUUCGGCAAACCGAAGAAGUCAAAUUCUACGAAAUAAUUCCAAAAUCCAGAGCGAAAGAGAGACUAUUUCUGAUUGACGCAGCUGUUGCUGUGGACACAUUAACAUCCAUUAACACUUACAUUGUAUUACAAUGUAUUUACUCCUUGAUAAAUCAAACAAUCAUCGCCUGCUGGGGCAGUUUUGGGCGGUGUGGGCUCCGUGUACAAGUACAUGUACCCCCUUAAGGGUUAUGGAGGGAGAGUUGGUGGACCACUGAGAGGGACAUACAAAUGCAUUGCCGCGAACGCUUUCGCUCGUAACCCCCCGCCCUGCAAACAGGACGCUGGGAUACUCUGAUGAAUUCACGCUCUGAUUGGUUGGAUUUUGCGUGACCAGUGACCUGCGCGUCAUCAAGGUCAUGACUCUGCAAGGUUUGA
Molecule: messenger RNA, 1496 nt
Organism: Patiria miniata (bat star)
Lineage: Eukaryota; Metazoa; Echinodermata; Asteroidea; Valvatida; Asterinidae
Gene: rnaseh2b
Product: ribonuclease H2 subunit B-like
Exons: 10
Coding region: 130-1116 (328 amino acids)
Biological process (GO): ribonucleotide metabolic process; RNA catabolic process
Cellular component (GO): nucleoplasm; ribonuclease H2 complex
Source: RefSeq, a predicted model, not a curated record